AUGCCCAAAGGCAAGUUACCAGAAUUUGUGUCUGGCACCGACUGGUCGUCACCGAUAGAGCGCCUGGAGUUCUACUAUGAAGCCAACGACAUAGUGGAAUCCUCCAAGAAGCGAGCAAUGCUUUUCACGAUUUGCGGUGAGCAAACCUACGAGACGAUGAGGGCCCUGGUGGCCCCAAAGAAGCCUUCCGAGGUGGACUUCGUGGACAUCAUCAAGCUAAUGACCCAGCACUUCGAUCCCAGGCCUUCUGAGUUACUUGGCCGUUAUCGUUUCCAGAAACGAGACCAGCUUCCUAACGAAGACUAUGUGACAGCUCUGCGAACCUUGGCAAAGGAUUGCAACUUUGGCAACGCACACUCCACGACGGCGGAACAGGAGGCGUCGGGCAGUAGCACGGAGGUCCAGUCUCAAGCAGGGAAUACAAAGCUACCUUCGGAAGUGACGCUGCGAGACAGACUGGUAUGUGGAAUUAACGAUUCUCAUCUUCAACAACGGUUGCUAGCUGAGGAUAAGCUAACGUUUGAGAAAGCCUACGAACUCGUGUUCACGGCUGAAUCAGCAAAAGACCAGCAGAGGCAGAUACAAGGCAGUCAGCAACUGGUUGACACUUUCGCUGUAAAUCGUCAGAGUAUUCGUGAGGGCAUCAUAAGCAAGCCGCCUCAGUGCUUCCGAUGUUUAGCAGAUCAUAAGGCCGAGAAGUGCUUCAAAAAUGCCACGUGCAACAUCUGCCGCAAGAAGGGCCACAUCGCCAAAGCUUGUCUCUCUAAUAAGGCUAAGGCACAAAUGUACCAAGGAAGCCAUUGUUUAGAAGAGAAAAAUGAGGUGUUCGAUGAACAGGACGACUGCGACUACCUCUUUACUGUUUUUCACACGAAACCACAGAUGACAACCACACCAAGGAUCGUCGUGACAGUCCGACUUUCUGGUCGGCCACUCGAGAUGGAAGUCGACUUGGGAGCGGCGUUCUCUAUAAUAAGUGGAGCGACUUUUGCUCGCCUCUGGCCACAGGAUGCCCCGGUGUUAAGAGAACGCAAGCUUGCUCUACGGACAUGGUCGGGAGAAUGCAUAGACAUCAUGGGCUCCGUGCUCAUCGAGGUUUCCUUCAAAAAAAUCAAAGCCAAGCUACCUUUGCUCGUGGCUGGAGGAGUUGGAGCCAGUUUGUUAAGAAGAAAUCGGUUCGAAAAACUGGGAAUUACGUUGCAUGGGGUCAACAAUCUCGCGGGAACAACCAUGGAAGACACCUUAGCCAAGUUCUCUGCGGUGUUCGACGGCAAUCUCACUGGACAUUCAGGCCCACCUGUACGCAUCGACCUGGCUGAAGACGCGACACCCAAGUUUCUGAAAUGCCGGCAAGUGCCAUUUGCUUUACGCGAUGCCGUCUGUCGAGAACUCGACAAGCUCCAGGCCCAAGGCAUAAUCUAG
Rhipicephalus sanguineus (brown dog tick) is the source of this 1422-nucleotide messenger RNA. RefSeq lists its product as uncharacterized. The transcript has a single exon. Bases 1 to 1422 code for a protein of 473 amino acids. The record is from RefSeq and is a predicted model, not a curated record. Lineage: Eukaryota; Metazoa; Arthropoda; Arachnida; Ixodida; Ixodidae.